Molecule: messenger RNA, 1324 nt
Organism: Hypomesus transpacificus
Lineage: Eukaryota; Metazoa; Chordata; Actinopteri; Osmeriformes; Osmeridae
Gene: cplane2
Product: ciliogenesis and planar polarity effector 2
Exons: 5
Coding region: 182-925 (247 amino acids)
Molecular function (GO): GTPase activity; GTP binding
Source: RefSeq, a predicted model, not a curated record
UGCAAGAGUUUGAGGAAGAGCCUACGGUAGCUACAAGUAGCCUGACUGUUAUCCAUGUAUGCUGUUACAGUAUCUACCGAAACGUGAUCUAUUUUGAUAUUUGUUCACUUUCAUUGAUAAACUGCAGCAAGAUAACCUAAUGUGACGACCAGAGCUAGCUUAAUAUAUAUGCCUAGGCGAUAUGGCAGAAAUGCUGGAUCCUGGGUCGUUAAUAGUAGCUGAUUGGCAUCGAUCCUUAGAGAGCAAGGACUUUUUUGGUCGAAUUCUGUUCAAGAAAAGACGCAGACAAUUUGGUCUUCUAGAGGCUCCAGUGAUGCCUCCCAAUAUUGCUGUGGACACAGCCCACUACAAGGUCUUCCUCUCUGGGAAGAGCGGAGUGGGCAAGACGGCGCUUGCUGCGCGUCUGGCUGGACUGAACAUUCCCAAGUUGCACUACGAAACAACAGGGAUUGAAGCCACGGUGAUUUAUUGGCCUGUGAAGCUGAGAGAGAGUGGCCGUGUGCUCUUCUUCCGCUUGCAGCUGUUCGACUGUGGGGAGAACGCCUUGCGUAGAUUUGACCAUUUGCUUCCGUCCUGUAAGGAACAGGUGGACGCCAUCCUCUUCCUCUUCUCGUUUACCGACAGAGCCUCGUUUGAUGACCUGACCAACCAGAUUGCCAAGAGCCGGUCUGAACCCUCAGACAGAGCAGUCCGACUGGUGGUUGGAACAAAGUUCGACCUCUUCAUGCACACGGACGUGACGCAGAGCGAGGUCGGCAGCUUCCAGGAGGUCCUGGGGCUGCCCGUGUUCUGUGUGGGGGGGGAGGUCAGCGACGGGCUGGGUGAGGUGGCACCCCUCCUCAACUGCUUGGCUGAGCAUCUGUGGCAUCAGGACUGUGAGGCAGCCAGCAUGACCACCACCGUCCCCUCACAGCCAGGACUGUGAGGCAGCCAGCAUGACCACCACCGUCCCCUCACAGCCAGGACUGUGAGGCAGCCAGCAUGACCACCACCGUCCCCUCACAGCCAGGACUGUGAGGUAGCCCCCACGACCACCACCGUCCCCUCACCGCCGGGAAUGACGAGUAUGGGCUAAAUGAACUGAACUGCUUUGGUCAGUUGGACUACAGUGUACACAUCGCAAAUGGUAACCAGAGGGGAUAAAGGAUGACCUCUCAGAGCAGCAACAGAACAUUUAUGAUAAGAGAUGACAUGCAGUUUUGAUGGUUGGUAGGUUUGCCAGUGAACCACCCAAUGUCAUAAAGGUAUUUGUUAACAAUGUACUUUAGAGAAUUAAUUCAAAUGUAUAUUGAACCAGUAACACAUUUCCAACUGCACACAUCUG